CUGUCUUUUCUACGGGUUCAAUGUCCUUGCAGUUCCAGCUACUACCAUUAGAGGGCUUCACAGCCCUGGUACAGAGAAGGAAGGUGAUGCUGUCAUAUUAUGUGACUGCACAAAGCUGCUCCAGAUCUUCCCUGCUCCCACAUAGAGGUGUCAUGGCCUCCUCCAGCCUCACCCCCGUGAUCCACUGCUUUCUUGUCCUGAGCGCUGCUGUGAGCUCCACAUCUGGAUAUGAAUCAUACUUCCUGAUGGUUUCCUCGGAUGGCCCCAUAACGUCGGGUGGGCAGGCGACCGUGAAUGCUAGCGUACUGAUAGCAAAUGACAGCACGAGUCUCAUAGCAGACCCAAGACUUUAUCAUUUCUAUUGGAUCUAUUCCCCUCUACUACUCACCCACUAUUCACAAAACGAAUCCAGCUCUGCUAUAACUUUGCAGUGUGAAUCUCCAGGGUCCUACCCCAUAUCUGCUUGGGUGACCAAAAGACACUGCUCUACGUGUGAACCCAUCGCAAGAAAAACUACAAAGCUCCGGGUUACAAGAGAAAUUGUAGGACGUCUCACAGCGUCACAAGCAGAUGGUGAUGGCGCACAUUUGGGGGAUGACUUCUUCUUGGCCACUAACAACGAUGUGACAUUAUCUUUCCUUAUUCAUGAUCCAAGUAAUUUCUUUAAGUCUGCUGCAUUCACCUACAGAUGGACCUUGGAUGACAGGACUACAGUUUUAACAUCUGAUCCUUUUGUUCAUCACAACUUUUCUUUACCUGGAAACCUCAAAAUCUCCCUUCACGUUACUGCUCAUCUUCAUGAUGGCAAACACCAAAGACAUCCUGAGAAGAAAACAGGAGACUUUACUGGCGGGCUGACAUUACAAGAUGUCAUAAGUCGUAUCACCAUAUCCAGCCCUAGAGAGACCACCACAGGGCAGAAAGUCAAUAUGUCUCUGCAUAUCAUUGGAAGUCCCCCUUUGACAGUCUGCUGGCUUAUCAAAUCUGACUGCAUUUCUUUGGAUGGAGAAGAGUGCCACCCAGUGGUGAUCAAUGACACUACCAGCAUUAUAAGACAUCAGUUCACAUCCGCAGGUCGGUAUUGCUUGAGUGUCAAAGCCAAGAAUAAAGUCAGCAAGUUGGUAGGACAUCAGAGCAUCACCGUAACGUCUACAGGUGUGCACCCGGUCUGGUUUGUGCUCCCAUGUUGCACUUUCAUUGCCAUCGCUAUUGGUUUUAUCUUCUAUACUUUAUUCCGAGCCGGCAGUCACAGCCCUCAUCAGAAGUCUUUGGUGGAGGUGGCAGAUUUUGAUUUCUCUCCUGUUAGUGAAAAGUAUGAAGCUCUUCCGGAGUACAAAGAAACCCCUGCAGGACACCUAUGCUGCUCUUUUUGCACGACUGACAGUUCUUCUGGGGAAGGAGAGCAUAGUGGAGAAACUCAGCCCCUCCUACAUUCAUCAUCCACUCCCCUGAGGAGCUACUCCCUGUGACUUGGGUUUAAUAUCGUGCUGCCUAUAGUGUUGCCUUAAAAAGCUUGGUGCUUGCUGUACAGCUCAGUGUUGUACCCAUGGAAUUUUAUGUUUUGAAUACAUUAAAUAGGAGAUACAAAGAUAAGAACGUAGAGGAAAUUUAUCAAAACUAGUGCAAAAGAAAAGUGGUGCAGUUGCCCAAGUAACCAAAAUGUUACUGAUCUCUGUGGACAUCGGCUCCAUAUUUCCUUUGCACAAGUUUUAAUAAAUCGCAUUAACCGCAUUGCCCAUGCUUGACUGCGACUUAAUGUUUACAGAGAAGCCAUUACAUGCCAUAAACAGACAGUCAAGGGAGACUAUAGGAAAGAGUCAUGGUGGGCCUGGCUAGCAAAGAGGGUUCAUAGACACGUCCCACCUAGAGACUGGGAAUGUCCAUUAAAACAGACUUUUGCCUUGGUUUACAUACAUUACCCUGUCAAGAAUCCCAUCUGAAACCUUUUCCUGGAUUCCACAUUCACACCUAGUUCACACACCGGCCUCUGUCAUGCUGUUCAAAUAUGGUAACAAAGUAAGACAUUCCUUCUGUUCUUUACAUAGCCUACAGACAUACAUCUCCUCUGCUAAAUCUAUUCUGUUAGAACCAGCAGAGAAAUAAAGUGGAAUUCAGGAUUUAUUUAUAAAGCAACAACGUAUUCCACAGAUAUUGAUCUCUUACCGGGGCUUGCAAUGUCAAUUUCAACUAGGGCUGGCCGGUAUGGCCAAAUAUGUGUAUCGCGGUUCCAUGGUAUAUAACGGUAUUCCCCCCAAAAUUAAUUGUUAGCCCAGCCCAUUGGGGCACUACUCACGUCACCGCAAGCGCUGCCCUCCUCAUCCUGUUUGUUGUGGCCGCCGGCGCUGACACUAUAUGCCCGGGCUGCAAAAUAUAUAUAUAUCCCUAUGCCCGGGCUGCAAAAGGUAAAUAAAAAUAAACUUUAACACAUGUUCCUACGUCGGCCUUACGCUCUUCCUGGGGACGUG
Molecule: messenger RNA, 2465 nt
Organism: Hyla sarda
Lineage: Eukaryota; Metazoa; Chordata; Amphibia; Anura; Hylidae
Gene: TMEM130
Product: transmembrane protein 130
Exons: 8
Coding region: 21-1469 (482 amino acids)
Source: RefSeq, a predicted model, not a curated record